GCAGCGCGCACUCGUGAAGCUCGUGUGGAGCUCGCGAACACGCAGGACCAGAGCAUCGGGAAAAACACGAGAAUGUGACUGGAGUGUAAAGGAUGAAGGAUGCUUUCGCUGGAAAAGGUCACACGAAUUGCAUGAAGAGCGCUGGGAGGAAAUCUUAACACAACUGCCACGGAUUACCACUAAUGCGCACGCAUUUUUAGGGAACAGGAAUACCAGGAAUGGGGGAUUUGAUGUUUCACCAAAGCAGGAGAGAGGAUCUGAUGAGAAUACUGUACAGCGAAUGAGAAGGAUUCUUCCGGGGAGGAACGGAGCGGCGCUUGUAUGUGUUUUUCUUCAAUGACAGGAGUAAUCCGGCUGAGUUUAAGGGUCUGAAGGCAGGAGACACGUGCUGGAGGAGUUUCUCGGUGUACGUCGGCAUCUAGCAUUUUUACGGACCAUGUGGUUGGCGGUGCGCAAAAACCGGCUCCUUUUGCAUCAGCAGGACUGCUGCAAUGGCAGGGCUCAUGACGUUUCUCUGUGGAUAUGGAUUUUUUGUUGGUGCGUGAUGCUCAUCAGGGGACAAAGCUACCACCCCACCGUGAACACGCAGUAUGGGAAAUUACGGGGCGCGCGGGUCCCGCUGCCCAGCGAGAUCCUGGGACCGGUGGACCAGUACCUGGGCGUGCCGUAUGCCGCCCCGCCGAUGGGGGAGAAACGCUUCCUUCCCCCUGAGCCGCCCCUGUCUUGGUCGGGGAUCAAGAACGCCACUCAUUUCGCACCGGUGUGCCCGCAAAACAUUCACAACGCCGUUCCGGAGAUCAUGAUGCCAAUCUGGUUCACCUUUAACUUGGAUAUAGUUGCCACUUACAUACAAGAUCAAAACGAGGAUUGUUUGUAUCUAAACAUCUAUGUUCCAACGGAGGAUGUCAAAAGAAUAUCCAAGGAAUGUGCCAGAAAACCCAACAAGAAAAUAUGUAGAAAAGGAGGAACCCAUUCCAAAAAACAGGGUGAGGAUUUAUCCGAUAACGACGGUGAUGAAGAUGAAGACAUACGAGACACUGGAGCCAAGCCUGUGAUGGUGUACAUCCAUGGAGGAUCAUACAUGGAGGGCACCGGAAACAUGAUUGACGCAAGCGUGCUGGCCAGUUACGGGAACGUCAUCGUUAUCACGCUCAACUUUCGAGUCGGCGUCCUAGGGUUCCUCAGCACAGGAGACCAGGCUGCUAAAGGGAAUUAUGGCCUUUUGGAUCAGAUCCAGGCUCUGCGCUGGAUAAGCGAGAACAUUGGCUAUUUCGGCGGUGAUUCCAACCGCAUCACUGUUUUUGGAUCAGGAAUCGGUGCCUCUUGUGUGAGCCUUCUGACCCUGUCCCACCAUUCUGAAGGACUGUUUCAUCGUGCCAUAAUCCAGAGUGGCUCAGCAUUGUCCAGCUGGGCCGUCAACUACCAGCCAGUUAAAUACACAAGGCUGCUGGCAGAGAAAGUGGGCUGUAAUGUGCUGGACACACUAGACAUGGUAGACUGCCUGAGAAAGAAGAGCGCUCGUGAGCUAGUGGAACAAGACAUCCAGCCAGCGAGAUACCACGUCGCCUUUGGCCCAGUCAUUGACGGCGAUGUCAUUCCCGACGACCCUGAGAUCCUGAUGGAGCAGGGUGAGUUCCUCAACUAUGACAUCAUGCUGGGUGUUAACCAGGGUGAGGGGCUGCGCUUUGUGGAGAAUGUUGUGGACUCUGAAGAUGGCGUCUCGGGCAAUGAUUUCGACUUCUCGGUCUCUGACUUUGUGGACAGUCUUUAUGGUUACCCAGAGGGAAAGGAUACCCUACGAGAAACCAUUAAGUUCAUGUACACGGACUGGGCAGAUAGAGACAACCCUGAGACGCGCCGUAAGACUCUAGUGGCGCUUUUCACCGAUCAUCAGUGGGUGGAGCCCUCGGUGGUGACGGCAGAUCUUCACGCCCGCUAUGGGUCGCCCACGUACUUCUACGCCUUCUACCACCACUGCCAGAGCCUGAUGAAGCCCGCUUGGUCAGAUGCGGCCCACGGAGAUGAGGUGCCCUACGUCUUUGGCAUUCCCAUGAUUGGCCCGACUGACCUCUUCCCCUGCAACUUCUCCAAAAACGAUGUCAUGCUCAGUGCUGUUGUCAUGACCUACUGGACAAACUUUGCCAAAACUGGAGAUCCCAACAAACCAGUGCCUCAGGACACCAAGUUCAUCCACACUAAGGCCAAUCGCUUCGAAGAGGUAGCCUGGUCCAAAUACAACCCGCAAGACCAGCUGUACCUGCACAUCGGCCUCAAGCCACGAGUCCGGGAUCACUACCGCGCCACUAAAGUGGCGUUCUGGAAGCACCUGGUCCCUCAUCUGUACAACCUUCACGACAUGUUCCACUACACCUCCACCACCACCAAAGUGCCACCGCCCGAGACGACUCAGAACUCACUGUCCACCAAACGUCCCAACGGCAAAGCCUGGCCGUUCAACACCAAGCGGCCUCCGAUGUCUCCAGCCUACAACAGCGAGAGCGGGAAGGAGCAGUGGAACGGAGAAGAGGAACCAGGCCCUCUGUUGGUGGAGAACCCACGGGAUUACUCCACCGAGCUGAGCGUAACCAUCGCAGUGGGAGCUUCUCUGCUGUUCCUCAACGUUCUGGCAUUCGCCGCUCUGUACUACCGCAAGGAUAAGCGCAGACAGGGGCAGCACCCGCAGCCCAGCCCUCCACGAGCCACCACCGCCAACGACAUGAACCGGCACGCCCCUGAAGAGGAGAUCAUGUCCCUGCAGGUCAACCAGACGCACCACGAGUGUGACGCAGGGCCACCCGGAGACCCCUUACGGCUGGCUUCGCUUCCCGACUACACGCUGACUCUGCGACGCUCGCCUGACGAUAUCCCGCUCAUGACGCCCAACACCAUAACCAUGAUCCCCAACUCGCUGGUGGGCAUGCCCAACCUACAUCCGUACAACACCUUCACAGCUGGCUUCAACUCCACCGGCCUGCCACACUCCCACUCCACCACGCGUGUAUAGCUUUAUGGCCAUCCAACAAGAGGGAGGGACGGGGGAAGAGUCUUUGGCUUCAAUGAAAACACUGAUGUGAGAGGAGGGGGUUCAGGACGAUGGCGGAAACGAAAAGAUUUGAAUAGACUUUUGCAAAAAGCAGUGACAAGUUCUUUCCAGAUGUCAAGUUGUGCAAACCUGCCAAAACAGAACUGCUCUCUUUCCUUUGAAAAGGGACGAGCGUUUCAAGCAGUAUUUUUUCUAAUCAUCGUU
Molecule: messenger RNA, 3247 nt
Organism: Sinocyclocheilus anshuiensis
Lineage: Eukaryota; Metazoa; Chordata; Actinopteri; Cypriniformes; Cyprinidae
Product: neuroligin-3-like
Exons: 9
Coding region: 437-3004 (855 amino acids)
Cellular component (GO): membrane
Molecular function (GO): neurexin family protein binding
Source: RefSeq, a predicted model, not a curated record